Messenger RNA from Fukomys damarensis (Damara mole-rat), 1436 nucleotides. It is a transcript of the gene Pebp1, whose product is annotated as phosphatidylethanolamine binding protein 1. The record is from RefSeq and is a predicted model, not a curated record. Lineage: Eukaryota; Metazoa; Chordata; Mammalia; Rodentia; Bathyergidae. Bases 114 to 677 code for a protein of 187 amino acids. Gene Ontology annotation, biological process: negative regulation of MAPK cascade. The transcript has 4 exons.
UGGCCUCUGAGUCUGGCCUCCUCCCGCCAGUUUGCGGACUGGGCAGAGUCUUGCUCUCCGCGUGCGCGUGUCUUUGGCUGCAGCUAGUUCCUAACCCCCCGCUCCGUGUCGCCAUGCCGGCAGACGUCAGCAAGUGGACCGGGCCCUUGAGCCUGCAGGAAGUGGAGGAGCAGCCCAAGCACCCACUGCGGGUCGCUUAUGGCGGGGUGGAGGUCGACGAGCUGGGCAAAGUGCUGACGCCCACCCAGGUUAAAAACAGACCCACCAGCAUUUCCUGGGAUGGUCUGGAUCCAGGGAAACUCUACACCUUGGUCCUGACAGACCCGGAUGCUCCCAGCAGGCAGUCUCCCAAAUUCAGGGAAUGGCACCAUUUUCUGGUGGUCAACAUGAAGGGUAAUGACAUCAGCAGUGGCACGGUCCUCUCUGACUAUGUGGGCUCCGGGCCUCCCAGUGGCACAGGCCUCCACCGCUAUGUUUGGCUGGUCUACGAGCAGGACAAACCUCUAAAGUGUGAUGAGCCCAUCCUCAGCAACCGAUCUGGGGACCACCGUGGCAAGUUCAAGGUGGCAGCCUUCCGCAAGAAGUACCAGCUCGGGGCCCCCCUGGCCGGCACGUGUUACCAGGCUGAGUGGGAUGACUACGUCCCCAAACUAUACGAGCAGCUGUCUGGGAAGUAGGGGAAACGCCAAGGUUUUAUGGUCCUGAGACCCCACGCAGUGUUCUCGAGUUCCGUUCAGUGAUGCAUGUAGAUUUCUCCCUUGUCCCACUCCCUUUGCACAGAUGAGACCCGAUCUGUCCCACAGUGGUUUAGGGUGACUUUUUCCUGCUGCUUGUCCUUUGGGGUUCUAGAUAGUCACACAUCCCAGUUUAUGUUUGGGUCAAAUUUGAGCUCUGUUUUGGGGGGUAUUUUGGUACUAUGAUGUGAUCAUCACAUUGUUAAUAAAAGCAUAGCAGCCCAAGAUUUAAGGGGGAAAAAGCCAGGCAAAAAGACCAAGUGUACAGGAAGAGAGCAAAUUAUCAAAGAAUCUGUAAAGGAAGCUAAAAAAGAUGGGUUGUCGCUGCUUUCAUGAGUGAGUCCAGAGUUGUGCCCAAGGCACCUUCUGAGAUGGAUUUUCACAGUGUGGGAAGACCAGAGGCUCCUGUCUUUGGUUAACCGGGACAGAGUGUUACAUUUCUGGUGGCUUAGAAGGUGUCAGGGUCCUGCUCUGGGUCCUUUAAAGGGUGCAGCUGGAAACAGUGGUAGGAGGGAUGGCCUUGCUCUUGUUGAGGCUUGGCCACCUAGACUACGUGGGCUGGGGUGACAGAUUGUCAGGGUCCUUAAAUUAGUGCUUGCUAAGUUGGUCCCUUGUCAUUGGUCUGAGAAAAACUGGGCUAGAGUUGCUUACUGUUAAUUCUGGUGUUUGCUUAUCACUGAAUAAAAGUGAAAACACUUGACA